Messenger RNA from Ilex paraguariensis (yerba mate), 261 nucleotides. NCBI's taxonomy places the organism in Eukaryota, Viridiplantae, Streptophyta, Magnoliopsida, Aquifoliales, Aquifoliaceae. The record is from the annotation of a GenBank genome assembly.
AUGGUGGAAGACGCCGAAGAGGCUAGGUGGGGCGAUGCCCAUCAUGUACUGGGUGGCGCCAGUGUCAUGGCAAGCUACGCUUGUCAAAGUGGUGGCACGGGGAAGGGCUCUAGUGGAAGCAUAGGCGCAGAGGACGACGCCGGUGGAGGCUUGGGAGUGAUGGGCGACGCCAAUAAAGGCUUGGGCAUGCUUGUUCUCCAAAUAGGUAAGAUGUUCUUCAAAACAAAUUUCCUAGGACUAAGCUUCUACUCCAUGGACUAA